This is a messenger RNA of Monopterus albus (swamp eel), 960 nucleotides long. It is a transcript of the gene cfap119, whose product is annotated as cilia and flagella associated protein 119. Lineage: Eukaryota; Metazoa; Chordata; Actinopteri; Synbranchiformes; Synbranchidae. The coding region runs from base 157 to 945 and encodes 262 amino acids. The record is from RefSeq and is a predicted model, not a curated record. The transcript is spliced from 10 exons.
GUGCAGCGUAUAUGUGGACAAAACCGGAAAAAGAAAAAAGAGGGGAUCUUGUUGCUAGGAUACAGCGAGUUAGCCAAACAGGGAGUGAAGCCUGUUUUCGGCAAUGCAGUUUCGCAUUCAGUUUUUUUCACAAAGCUAUCGAGUUAAUGAAAUAAAAUGGAUUUGAAAAUAAAGGUGGCACAGGCUCUGAAAGUUAAAAUCAUGCUGUGGACAGAUGUAAGCUACCAUGACAUGGAGCAGAUCGACAACAUGCAGUCCAUUCCUGAUCUUGAGAGUGCUUUAUGCAGUGUGUUUCAAGUUGACCUCCCUGAACCAAAACAAGGGGUUCUCAUGGAGCUGUAUGUCCAGACUGUGCUUUUUUGCAGACAGUGCAGCUUUAAAAAGGAACAAACUUCUGCUCUCCUGUCCAUCAUCAAGUCCAUCCAUGAGGCUAACAUAGAAACACCACUCAACAACAUACAGCAGUGUUUCACAUACUGCAAGGAGCUUCUCCUCUGUCAUUCAGUCAGGCGACCUCCUUUUAGUAUCAACCUCUUCAGCUUUAAGGAGGCGACCUGUAUCUUGGAGUACAUCCACAACAGCUACAUGAGACACUACAAACUCUACAAAUAUAUUUUCACCCCACAGGUUAAACUUGAUUUGUCUUUGACUUAUUCUGGGAUCCCAGACCAGGAGGAGUCUUUUGCUCCAGCUGAAAAUGUUAUAGAAGAAACACAGCUGGUACCAAAGAAAGACGGGUCUCCUGAAGCACAGGAAACAUCCAUCACAGAGCCAGGAGGAGCCACACUCAGUUCCACAUCAGAACUGAAGACACUGAUAGAGAAGGAAGUCAGAGAGCAGAUGAUGCUUGUGUCUGGACAACUAAAUCAGCGAAUGAAAGAAAUUGCUGAUCAGCACAUUGGUGCAUUAUACUCCCCACAGACCAACCAAAAGGUCAAAAAAUAACGGGUAAUAAACAUU